CAACGCGGUUCGGUUAUCAAAAACCGACAUUUUCUCACCUUUCUUUCUCGCCCUAUAUAUUUACAUACACGCAUUUGUAAAGAUAUUCAAAGAUCAAAAUCAUUCUUGAUCAAUACAAAAGAAACAUAAACACUCAUAAAACUCUUGCCUUCGAACUCAAAUUCGUUACACUAAUCGUUGGAAGAUGAGCCAGUACAAUCACAACCAAUCUGCAGGAGCUAACCCUUCACCACCGAUGUCAACCGGCCCAGCGCCCCUAGCUCCGAUUGGUUACCCGACGAACGACCCGAGUCAUGGUUCGGCGGCUCCUGUUAAAGUCGAGACCAACUCUAAGGGUGACGGAUUCUUUAAAGGCUGUCUUGCUGCCAUGUGUUGCUGUUGUGCCCUGGACAUCUGCUUCUAAGGAGAUGCAAUAUAACUCUGGAAUGGUUUUAUUUACGAGUUGUGUGUGAAUGUUAUGUGAAUUGUUUUUCCCUAGCCUUUUUGUGUAUAAAAUAAUAAUUCUAUUAUUGGUUUAUUGAUUCUUGUAAGACGUGUUUUGUUAUUCGAACAUAUUUUUAUGGUCUUUAGUCUUUAUGAAUUUCUGAUCUUUUAAUUCAUUUUCUCUUUA
Raphanus sativus (radish) is the source of this 610-nucleotide messenger RNA. Its product is annotated as protein CYSTEINE-RICH TRANSMEMBRANE MODULE 1. The record is from RefSeq and is a predicted model, not a curated record. NCBI's taxonomy places the organism in Eukaryota, Viridiplantae, Streptophyta, Magnoliopsida, Brassicales, Brassicaceae. Gene Ontology annotation, cellular component: plasma membrane. Bases 185 to 403 code for a protein of 72 amino acids. The transcript has 3 exons.